AUGCCUAUAUGGGACGAAUGGCUCCAUAGGAAACAUGGUAAUAUGAGUUUCCACAUGACCCAAUUACUUACCGAACAUGGUGUAUUCUAUUCAUAUUUGAAUAGAAUACAAAGAGUAAAUAGCGACACAUGCCCACACUGUAGGAUGAACGUUCCAGAUACAGCGGAACAUACACUGAAAAUAUGUUCAGUGUGGGAGAGAGAAAGAGCAAUUAUGCUCGAGAAAAUAAAAAUGACUUCGGAUGCUCUCUCUCUAAAAAUGAUGACAGCAGUCAUGAUCAACUCUCGUCAGGAGUGGUCCACGGUAAUGACCUUUAUUGAGAAGAUUAUGCUUGAAAAAGAACAAUAUGAACAUCAAGUAGAAAGAAGAGAAGCUCAUGAGAACUCAGAUCUCACCGAGAUAGAUAGCGAAUACUCGAAUUAG
Molecule: messenger RNA, 423 nt
Organism: Camponotus floridanus (Florida carpenter ant)
Lineage: Eukaryota; Metazoa; Arthropoda; Insecta; Hymenoptera; Formicidae
Exons: 1
Coding region: 1-423 (140 amino acids)
Source: RefSeq, a predicted model, not a curated record